GACAAACAAACCAAAAAUGCAGGACCACCCACCUACCAUCUAUCUUGGGUUAGGGUUAGGGCUAACCCUACCAUAUAUCCUGAGUUAGGGUUAGGGCUAACCCUACCAUCUAACCUGGGCUUGGUGAAGAUGAGAGUACUGCGGCGGGUGGUCCAAUGCUAACUGUAGUUGAAAACCACGGAUUGUUUUACUUCGUUACGUAGACCAAUUCUACAGCGAAAUAACAAAGGAAAUACUAUGAGAACAGUAAAUUACAUUUGAAUGACUUUAUAAGCGCUUUUCCUUUAUCUCUACUGAUAUGUUUUUGCUACAUACCCCGACCGGAAGUCUAACCCUAACCCUCUUCCUGAGACAAUAUGGCAGCUGUCGACUGUGAUGUUCCUAUGGAGUCGAAACCACGAUCUAAAACAUUAGUGGAGGAUUUGGGGAGGGAAGCAGAGAUUUUCAAAGAGAAGGGCAAUGCAUGUUAUGUUAAGAAAGACUACUCUGAAGCACUCAGCUACUACACAAAGGCCAUUGAUGCAUGCCCUAGUAAUUCCAGUUACUAUGGUAACCGUGCAGCCACCCUGAUGAUGCUUGGCCGUUUCCGUGAGGCCCUGGAGGACUCCCAGCAGGCCGUGCGACUAGAUACCCUCUUCAUGAAGGGCCAUCUCCGAGAAGGGAAGUGCCACUUGUCACUAGGCAACGCUAUGGCUGCCAACCGCUGCUUUCAGAAGGUUCUAGAACUGGAGCCUACCAAUGCUCAGGCCUUACUGGAGCGCAAGAAUGCUGCAGCUGUCUUGGAGUAUGAGAAGAUGGCUGAGUUUGGGUUUGAGAAGAGGGACUUUAGAAAGGUAGUAUACUGCAUGGAUCGGGCUCUGGACUUUGCUGUUGCCUGUCACAGAUUCAGAAUUUUGAAGGCGGAGUGUCUGGCACUGCUGGGGAGAUACCCUGACGCCCAGUCAGUGGUCAGUGAUAUCCUGAGAAUGGACUCCACCAACGCAGAUGCUCUCUAUGUGCGAGGCCUGUGUCUCUAUUAUGAGGACUGCAUAGACAAGGCUGUGCAGUUCUUUAUUCAGGCACUGCGCAUGGCACCUGAUCACAAGAAAGCCCACUCAGCAUGCCGGAACGCUAAAGCCCUGAAGGCGAAGAAAGAGGAGGGUAAUAGUGCCUUCAAGGCCAGGGACUAUGAGGCAGCGUAUAAGAUCUAUACAGACGCCCUGACAAUAGACCCCAAUAACAUUAAAACCAAUGCCAAAGUCUACUGCAACAGAGCCACAGCUGGGGCCAAGCUGAGCAAACUAGCUCAGGCCAUUGAAGACUGCUGCAGUGCCAUCAAGCUGGAUGAGAGCUAUAUCAAAGCCUACCUGCGGAGGGCGCAAUGUUACAUGGACAUGGAGCAGUAUGAAGAGGCAGUUCGGGACUAUGAUAAGGUCUACCACACAGAAAAUACGAAAGAACACAAGCAGCUGUUGAAACAUGCCCAGCUUGCACUGAAGAAGAGUAAGAGGAAGGAUUACUAUAAGGUCCUGGGGGUGAGUAAGGACGCCACCGAGGAUGAGAUAAAGAAGGCUUACCGCAAGCGCGCUCUAAUGCACCACCCAGACCGCCACAGUGGCUCCAGUGCUGAGGUGCGUAAGGAGGAGGAGCAGAAGUUCAAGGAAGUGGGCGAAGCCUUCACUGUGCUCUCAGACCCCAAGAAGAAGUCUCGCUACGACUGUGGUCACGAACUGGAUAAUAGCGGCACGGGCAUGGGAGAUUUUGAUGCCAACAACAUCUUUAAGACCUUCUUUGGUGGACCUGGAAAUUUCAGUUUUGAAACAACAUCUGGACCUGGUAACUACUACUUCCAGUUCAGCUAGGAUUCCAUCAACUCAGGAACAAGAUGGAAGUCUUCCCUCCUAUUUCCUUUCCUGCUGUCUUAUUGCUUUCUCAUCAUACUCCCCGUCUACUACUGAUACUUGAACAGAGCUUCUAUAUUUUUAAUACCAAAACAUUCAAACCAAAUAAGAGAGUAUAGGUCCAGCGUGGUUACCUAAAUUAAUCAUUCACACUCUGAGGUAUGCACACAGAAAUAUUGACAAGCUAUGUCUUAUUGUCACAAGACAUUGCAGGGAUGCAUUAGGUUUCCUCUCACACAUUUGUGAUUAGUUAGAGACUGGCCUAUUCCCUCAUUUCACAUGUUUUGAUUGGUUGAAGACUGGCCCAUUCCCUGCUGCAUAUUGUUUGAAGUGAAGGUAGUGUUUUAAUGUUCCAGUUUUCUCUACUACCAAAUCCCUCUGUGGUUAGGGUGAUGGUCUGUGUUGCAGUACAGCUACAGUUUACAUUUUGGAUGCAUUGCUAUCUAUUGAUGUUAUGUUGUCAUCAGCAGAUGUUUAGUGUCAUCUUUUUAAUAUUCAGUGGUAUACACCACUGGUGCUACUGUGACCACUCAGACUGCUGUUGAGUUGCAGUUGUGCAAGACUGCUGCUAGUAAUUGUGUUUCUUUUUCUUUUUUUUUUGCACAAGGCCAAGGGAAGUGUCAAUUCAGGUAUCCUCUUUCAGAGAUGAGCCACACUGCCAUGGUUUUGGGAAAUAGGAUGUUUGGUUCCAUGUUAUUUAUUGUGUUAAAUAUUGGAUGUUUAGGCCCUACAGUAGAAGUGGUGUCAGUCCAUAGUGGUCUACUCAGUUCAAAGGACCGAAUUUAAUUUAAAACCCUGAUGUUGUUCCAGGCUCAUCUCUUAUAUUUUAACACAUGGACUCAAACACACAGAAGGGAUGGGGUAUUGCUAAUCACUAUUGCUUUGGAUUGGAAUAUAUUACUGGAAUGUAAUGUGCUUAUAAUGAAUGUUUUUAUGUUUAUCAUACACAUUUAUAUUUAUUGUGUAUAUAAUGAUGCAAAUGCUCAUGCUAGUGAUCUCAUUUGUCAUGAACAAUAAAGCAGAUAACAGAGAAA
This is a messenger RNA of Electrophorus electricus (electric eel), 2914 nucleotides long. Its product is annotated as dnaJ homolog subfamily C member 7-like. The record is from RefSeq and is a predicted model, not a curated record. NCBI's taxonomy places the organism in Eukaryota, Metazoa, Chordata, Actinopteri, Gymnotiformes, Gymnotidae. Gene Ontology annotation, molecular function: protein binding.